AUACAUUGUUCUAUGUAGAUAAACCUGCAGAGGCGUGGGGUUCGACAGCCUGCUGCAAACGGUCGUGCGCCGCCAGGUGCAUGCCGGCGGCGUGGCGGAUGUUGAACCCGACACAUUACAAUUCUGGGUUCGUACUAGCCCCACUAGUGUGGCUCUGUGCUAGGAUGCCUGAUGGAGCGGAAGGGAGAGUCCGUGCCACACUUUUCGGGCUAGGGUGGUACACCUUGGGUAGGACACUUGGACUUCACUAGCGUAACGCAAGAUGAAUCAAGCCAAUCCACAACAAGAGCCCCCACAGCAACAAGUGGCAAUGAUACGUGCCAUGCGUAGGCUGCGCAGACAAAUGUUGCAGGCCGAAGCAGGUAACGGGGAAGAUGAUGCAGAUCCCUCCGAUGAAGAUGAGCCACCGAUAGAGGAACAGGUGCGGGAGUUGUUUCGCCGAGGUGAUACGAACGACAGAAGAAGGAACAAGAACGGAUAUGCCGAGUUUUUGCUGUGGAAGAAAAGAAGGGAGACUGGCAGACAAAUGGUGGAGCAUCGGAUGCGGAAAAGACGACAGGAGUUGAUGCCGCAGUUUCUCAUAAAUUGCGUCUCACCUCUCUUCAAGAAUCCCCGCUUGAGCGACGUCACUUUGAAGGUCGGUCCAUUUGUCUUCCACGCCCACAAGCUCAUCCUCUGUGCUUGGAGUGAAGUAUUCCGGUCACUCCUGGGGGAGAGGUGGGCAGCAGGCUCACCCAGUGACGAGCCUGAGGUGCAUACGCUGAAUGAGCACAAAGUCUGUGAGGAGUACUUUGAGGACUUCUUGCGCUUCCUGUACACGGAGGAGGUGGACUUGGAUGAGGACAGUGUCUUCGCCGUUUUGAUGUUAGCCGACAAGUACUUGGUCCGGGAUUUGCAGCAUGUGUGUGUGGAAUAUCUGUUGUAUAAUUUGAAGACCUCUACUGCACCCUUUCUGGAUGCCAUUAAAGCACUUAAGUUGACAGAAGAUCUGAGCAGGGUUGAACAGAAGAGUUUCAGCCUGCUGGAAAACCAUUUUCACUUGUGGACCACUGACGACGAUAAGGUACCCACGCUGUACUGGUUUGAGGGUAGCCUCCUGGCCAAGUUGCUGCAGAGCUCCAAUCUUGUUGUUCCCAACGAGACCUUCAUCUUUGACGCCGUCCUGCGUUGGCUGGGCACAGAGAGCUGCCUUGUGGAGCGCCAGGAGUUCUCCGAUCAGUUGCUGUCCCUGGUCCGCUUUGAGCACAUCCCGGCAUGCGACCUGGCCACCUUGCUUGAUGACUGCUCAGCUGCACUCAUACCCAAACUGAAGGAGCACAUCUUCGAGGCACUCAAGGUGAGAGCUCUAGCCGGUGAGGAGGCAUACCAAGAUACGCUUAAGGAAUUCUCCAGUCCACGCAUGUACCUGGAGCCAAUGUUCUGCGUGCGUGUAGCCAACAACGAAUGUGAGGUUGCUGGCUGGCGUUCCUUCAGGGAGCUUGAACUAUGCCCUGAGGACAACGAGACAGAGUUCGAGCAUCGCAAGCUGUCCUGUCCAGUGGCUCGCCAGAGCGAAAACAAGAAUAUCUACCUCGUCAGCAAGGAUAUGUGGGCGAUUGGGGGCAUGGCCUUCAGGAAAUCACCCGAGGACAAGUGGGCUGUUAGGUUCAUGCUCAAACCAGACUUUGAAGACAUUGGAAGAUCGUACCGAGUGGCCGUCGUGUUGCUGAAGUCUGCCCCGCAGGGAGAGCACUCGUUUGAUGCUCCAGUCACCUGCGUAGAUGCGGGGGACAUCGGCAAAGUGAUAGGCAUCGAUGUACCACCCACAGCCCUGCACUGCCGUGCUGACCCCACCAGAUUGUGGAUCAAAGUGGGCAUUCAGGUCUUUGGCCCCGAUAAAAGUUGUGGCAAUUGGAUGUACAAGUAGGUGGACAGAACUUGUAGAAUUUCUCUUCAUCUUAAGGUCAAAGGGGGGGGGGUGGAACAGUACUUUGCAUGGGUGUAUACCUUAUUCAUUAACUGCUUGGAUCAAACAUUUUCUUGGAUCAAAGCAGGUCAGAAACGUUCAACCAAAGAAACUGAGUGCAAUACUGGCAUUUGCUCACCGAUCAAUAUGAGAAAAUCAACAGUUUGAAGUCAAAGUCACGGAUGUACAGAUAAGUGUUUUAGUUUGUUGUUUUGGCACAAUUUGAUAGAGUAGCAUUGCACCAUUUUUACUGUAGAUGUGUGAGUUUAGGGGUGGAACGAGUUCAAAGCAGCACAAACUGCACUGAUGCAGUGCAAUCAUGAUUUCCCAGGUUUUAAUGACUGCCUAUGUACAUGUACGUGCUCAAUUGAAAAUGAAAUAACAUAUGGGUGAUUGCAUUUUUACAUCAAAAAUUAAAUUUCACAUCUCAUUUACAACAUAAUGCAUUUUAAGGAAUUUAGGACAAAGUGUUUCAAAGGAGAUUUCUCAAAUUUUCAGAAUUGUACAGGAAGUUUACCUACAAACAAUACGUGUAUUUGGAAAAUUCUGAUCCAACCCCUCAACUUUUUCUCAAUUUUUUUUGAUACAGAACAUUUUUGAGGGCAACUGUUCAUGGUGAGGAUAGAAGGCAUGUUAAAUUUAUAUCUACAAUUUUACACAGAUAGUUCCUUGUAUUUAGGCAAAAAAAACAUGGUUACGCAAUGCUGCAGAUUCUCAACUGAAAGGUAAAGUAUAUUAACUGGUUGACAUUACACAGUUGCAAUAAUUCAUUUGUUAUUUUUUGGUCAUGUUUUAUUUGUGUAUUUUACCUCAUAAAAUUUUAUCUCUGGGAAGAUGAAGAUGAAUGCUGUUUUUAUGUGAAGCAUUAAUACGCAUGUGUAUAUAGUUUUGUUUGUUAGGUUUGUUACAUUACCAAAUAUUUUCAAGAGUGGUGAAAUAAGACAGUAUUAUGGUUUUAACAUUUGGAGCUUUUAAGUUUCAUCAAACUGGAAAUGCUGGGUCAUAUGUAAUCAAGUAGAAAUAAACUAUAGUCUCCUAGGAUGUGUACAUGUAAUUGAAAGAUAAGGGAGCUUUUGGGUUAAACCACAAGGUACGGUUUUGGUCACAGUGCAUCCUAAUGGGAAAAAAAGAUGAUUUCUUAACAAUUUUUACAACAUACACGUACGGUGUAAAUCUUAUCUUUAUUUACUGAACAGGUUUUACAGUGGACAGUAUACGUGUAGUUCUCUUCUCUAAUCAGUGGAUAUGUCUACGAUUGUUAUGUGAAAUUUUUACGUGUGUAUGUACAUGCAUCCUUUUUAGAUGUUUUAGGGAAAGCUCUAGUUUUCAAUAAAUAAAUAAAUAAAUAAAUAAAUAAAUAAAUACAUGUAGUUGUUUGUUCAAAGGCUAAUAAAGGCUUGCUUGUUUCUGUGUAAA
This is a messenger RNA of Acanthaster planci (crown-of-thorns starfish), 3361 nucleotides long. RefSeq lists its product as uncharacterized. Gene Ontology annotation, molecular function: protein binding. The record is from RefSeq and is a predicted model, not a curated record. NCBI's taxonomy places the organism in Eukaryota, Metazoa, Echinodermata, Asteroidea, Valvatida, Acanthasteridae.